GAAACAGCCGCUCUCAAAGUGAAAAGCGAACUGUUGGAUUUGCCUUAUAUUCUAUUCUUACUUUUGGGAUAUAUCAAUUAAAUUUUUAAUCAAUUGUGAAAAAAAUCAUCUUUGCGCCUUCGGAAAAAUUUUUGGAGUUGGAAAAGCGCGCGAAUGCCUGACGGCCGCUGUCGGACAAGUGGAUUCUCGAAGACGAGGAGAUGCGUCGGCAUCAUCGCCACAACAAGGACGAGCACCCUCUAUGCCGCGAUAAAGUGGAAUUUAAGGCACGCAAAAGCUGCCUCAUCGACAUUGACAAUCAACAAACUAUUAAAUUAUAAUCUACAGGGCGAUACUGGCUUUCAGCAAAAAAUAUGCCGACCUAACCUUUUAUGUGAACUGUUGUACUCUAGAACAACUGUGUUUUGUUAUGGUGCCGAUUGAUUUUUACAUCUUAGCUCUGAUUGGACGUUGUUUAAUUUGACUUUGAAACGGAGGAUGUUUACUUUCGCUGUUGUGAAAAGUUGAAUGUGUGUAACCGUCGGAAAAUGAAUUCUCAAGGAGAUUGUACAUAACUGAAUUGAUUUUUAAUUAGUAUUUCCAUGAAUCAUUCUGUUGUAGAUACGUUGUUAAUUUUAUUAUUAAAUUUCGUUUACAUCAUAUAGAAUCAAUUUUUAAGUCAGAGUUGUCACAUUUGUAAAUUUUGUAUGAACUUGAGUGCCAAUUAGUAUUUAAAAUUGAACAAUAUGAGUGGAAAUAACAGUGUUUCCGAUGGAGGGCAAGAUAAGUCUGCCACAGAAACAACUGUGCAGACUGUUCCUCAGAACUUAACUACUAUUCAAAGCAUACAAACUGUUCAAAGUGUUCAAAAUGUUGUACCAAGUAAUAUUCAGAGCAUACAAACAGCUCAAGCUGUUACAGGACAAACUGCCACUUUAGUAGGUAAAUCGAUAUCGCUAGAACUCAGUCCAAAACUAUUAAUGAAACAACCAAUUGGAGCUAAUGUCGCUGGAUCUUCUGAUAGUAAAAUAGCUCCUACAUUCUGUGCUGUUCCUGGAUCAACUGUUCGAAUAAUUACACCAAGCAUGAUCAGUUCAAUUGAGCGUCAGCCACAGGUUCAACAAACUUCUCAGCAGAGCAACGUUCCAUCGACAUAUCAUGUACCAAGAGGUCCUGCUGCAGUAGCUAAUAUUUCAACACCAAGAGCCACAGUGGCCACACCACUGAGAGCCAUUAGUCAACCAAUACCUGUUUCCAGGCCAGGUAAUCCAACGAUAGUCGUUGAACCUCGUGGACCUGCGCCAGUCACCAAAGCCUCAAGUACGACGGAAAAAGUCACCUUUAAACGUGUUAGUGUUAUUGAUUACUGUAAAUCACCGGUUACUACCAAUCCUCGAGUUCCACUGAAGUUUGAUAAGAUGCGUCGAGCCUCCGAGGCUUCUUGUAAUCUUAUUGAUUUAAGUGUAUCAAGAUCUACGUCUAUGCCUAGCAUAAGCACGACGGUCUCGAGCACGCAGUGGCCGCCAAAAACGACAUCAGUGGUGUACGCUCAGCCGCAGCGGCAACAAUCGGUGCCAGUCGUUCGUCCACCUGUGCGACCGGUGACCGCGACGGUCUACACAAGCCAACCGCAGCAGACGCAACAACAGCAAACGCAGCCUCAGCAGCAGCAACAGCAACAACCGCGCCUCGUCACUCCAAGCCAAAUUAGCGUUCAGGGCAGGCCGAUACAAGCGACCGUCGUCACAGCUACUCCGAGACUCGUCACACCGGUGCAACUGCAAGCCCCCAACAGUACCAUUACUCGCUUGCCUGCUCCUACUAGGCCACCGACUCCUCAGGUUGUCACCAGCUUACCGCAGGUCUCACAGGCUGCUCGACCCGUGCAGCAAACUAUACAGACCAGUCAAACGGGUAGACCUAUAAGCACUCCUAUAAGUCGUAUAGCCGUUCCGGCUCCGGUGAUGGGAGCAUCGAAUAGAGUAGCUACAGUAACUUCAGUACAAACAAACGUUAACCGACAGCUAACCAUUAACACUGCCGCAGCUACAUCCACUGGCACUGUUAGUCGCAUUGUCAUUCCUCAACAAGCUAUUCAGCAGCAACAGCAACAACAACAAACCACUCCUCGUGUCGUUCAAACCGUAACACCAGUUAACUUCAGUCAAGUAUCGCGGGUAAUAGCUACAACUUCAUCAGCAGCAGGAGUAGCGCGCGUCGCCCAGACGGGUUCAACUCCAGUGGCGCGCAUCGCGAGUAUGUCUUUGCAUCCGUUACCACUAACUCCAGCAAGGACAACACCUCAAGGUACGCCACUGAAGGUCACCACUCAGACGCCGACCGGAACUACUAUACAAGCGGUUCAGUUGAAACAAACCUCGGCGACGAUCCAAUCUCAACAGCAACAGUCUCAACCCCAGCAGCAGCAGCAGCAAUCGCAGCAACAACAGCAAGUACAAACAUCGUCGACGAUACCACGGCAAAUUACCGGUUUGAACAGCGUGAGCGUUGCGUCGACCAGCGCAGCAAGUCAACAGUCUGCCCAAGUGCAAGGACAGUAUUUGCAUUCGCAGCACACCACUUAUUACUCUAUCGAACCGUCGGGUGCCUAUUCGCAAUAUCGCCAGACUUCUGUACAGCCAGUCAGGUUACUUGUUGAACAAGGAUACGAAGAACCUCUCGCGAAACCAAACGCAUCACCCAGACCCAGCAUUUUAAGGAAAAGAGAGCACGAUGGGUCUCCAGGAAAAAUAGGCGUAGCUAAAAAUUUAGUGCCUGUAUUAGCAUCUUUACCUGGGACAUCAUUGCACGUGAGUCCGCCAAGUUCACCGAAAGGUGAUCGAGACAACGGUGGCAAUCAUAGCUCUGGCUCUACGACAGUCUCUGCAACAUCGUCACCUGGUCUCGAUGAAGAACCAGAGCAGUCUCGCAUUACGAUCAAUCCAACGGUAGAAAUGUCGCCGCGCAAGAAACCACGUAAGCAACAAUUAACCGCUGUGGAGAUCACCGAAUCUUUGUGUAAAGAGGACAUGAUGUUCAUUACGGAGGAGAAGAUUAGAAAGGAUCUUCUGAAUGUUAAGGAAGAUUCAAAAGACAAAUACGUUGAUAGAAAGCAUGGAUCUACCUCCCAACAGGAAGCGAAAUCUCAACAAACGAAUCAAAAAAAUAGGCCGACUCUUUUAGAACCUGGGUACAAAAAUCAGUAUAAUGGUCGGAUGCAUCAUUUCAAACGACCAAGCGAUGUAAAAGCUAAAAUAGAAAAUAAGCCAACUAUUUAUGAAAUUGCUCAAGAAAAAGAUAUAAUGAAAAGAAUAGAAGGAUGGAAAGUACAUCAUUUGACGGCGCAAAUGGAAGAUCUAGCCGAAACAGAAAAAUGGGUUUAUGAAAAGUUAAGAGGUACACUUACACUGUUGGAGAAUCAACAAAAUAGGGAUGGUCAAAAUGAUCACCUGGAAAAAGUGAAUGAACUGAUAAAAGGAAAUAUGCAGCGUAGUAACUUAAUUAGUGACGGAAUGAAUGAAGCUCGCACGCAGCUCAUGAGUAUGUUUGAUCAUAAACCUAACGUUUCCAACUUAUUGCAGAAAUGUAUGAAUAAACGUGCGCAGAAAAAGAAAGAAAAGUGAAGUGUAUAGUGAAAAAAGUGAAAAUUUGUUGAAAUAAAAAACCUUGAUAUAUAAAUAUAUAAAUAAGUUAAUU
Phymastichus coffea is the source of this 3675-nucleotide messenger RNA. Its product is annotated as histone deacetylase complex subunit SAP130-like. The transcript is spliced from 11 exons. The coding region runs from base 726 to 3602 and encodes 958 amino acids. The record is from RefSeq and is a predicted model, not a curated record. Lineage: Eukaryota; Metazoa; Arthropoda; Insecta; Hymenoptera; Eulophidae. Gene Ontology annotation, cellular component: Sin3-type complex. Gene Ontology annotation, biological process: negative regulation of transcription by RNA polymerase II.